AUGGCGAAACUAGAUGUGCCAUCAUGGCAACCAAAUCUGUAUGCUGCCGUAGCAGUAACACUGACCACGGCAACUGUGGCUAUAUCGUUGCGCUUUGCAGCUCGAAGAAUGACGAAAGUGCCGCUAUGGUGGGAUGAUUUCAUGUGCGUCGGAGCAUUCAUAUUCGGCAUCGGAUGGAAUGUCCUCCUACUCGUCUGGGCACCCUAUGGCUUUGGGAAGCAUCUCGAAAACAUUGAUCUUACUCCCGAACAAUCAUUAUUCAACUCGCUACUUUUCUGCUACCUCGCCGAGUUAUUCUACGCAGCGUCCCUUGCCUUUUCGCAAUAUGCUGUCCUAGCAUUUUACUGGCGCAUGUUUCGCACGUCGAACAUCAAGGUUCCGAUCAUCACCUUGGUCGCAUCAAUAUCGAUAUGGCUUAUCUUGAGAACAUUUCUUGCAGUCUUCCUGCAAGCUUUCUGGGACAAGUCGAUCCCCAACGCCACUUGCAAUAUCAACGACUCCAAGUUCUUCUUCGGGACCGUCUUGACCCAUCUAGUGUUGGAUCUUGCCAUUCUCAGCCUCCCGGUUCUCCAAGUCCGUAAGCUGAGAUUGCGCACUGCCCAGAAAGUUGGUGUGUGCGCAAUGUUCAUGUUUGGCAUUUUGGUUUGCGUCGCUUCUGUCAUUAUUCUCGUGUACUCUCUCUCGUACAACACCAAAUCAGCAGAAAUAUCGUUUAAUGUGGCACCUAUUAUGAUAUGGGGCACUGUUGAGGUGAAUCUAGCCAUUGUUUCAGGUACUAUUCCCUUCCAGACCCCUAUUUGGAAUACCUUCUCACCGUCAUGUACAGCUUGCCUCCCAAUGCUCCGACCAAUUUUCUUGAGAGCGUUCAAUCGCAUCUUCCCAAACGUAUCACACGGCACGAGCGACAAACAACUUCACUCAAGCCGGGCGAACCAGUUGGCCAAGAUCUCGGCCAUGAGGACGAGAACCCGGCACGAUGACUCCGAGUCCAUGCAGGAGCUUGCAACAUUCGAUAACGACUCGAGCUCGGAACAUGAUGAAGAGCAAGGAAUAGUCCACGGGGCAGGAGGACAGCGCGUGAUCAUCACAGGCAACGACAAGUCAGCCAGAGUAACGGAAGUCGACGUGAGCCCUGCCGUCAGUGGAGGUAUUCUUGUCAGGAGCGAAACUCUUGUCGAGGUAUCUCGGGCGAGAUAG
Molecule: messenger RNA, 1197 nt
Organism: Pestalotiopsis fici W106-1
Lineage: Eukaryota; Fungi; Ascomycota; Sordariomycetes; Amphisphaeriales; Sporocadaceae
Exons: 7
Coding region: 1-1197 (398 amino acids)
Source: RefSeq, a predicted model, not a curated record